GCAGCGGCAGCGUGUGUCCGGCGGCGCCCAUGCGGGUCUGCGGCGAUGCGAGCGGGCUGCGCUCGGCUCCGCUCCCCGCCUAGCCGCCCCGGCCGAGCAUGGGCUGCAUCGGCUCCAAAGGCACCGUCGUGGCUGUGGACGCGACUUUGCAUGUGGAGUGGAAUGAGGUGAAGGCCCUGCCUGCCUUCUCGCCCGUGGGGAGCACCAGGACGUCGCUGGUCCACAGGCUGGUUCGGCAGAGCUCAGUGGACAGCCAGGACUCUCUCGAGGUAAAUGUUGAAGACACUGUCGAAAUGUUACCCAAGUCCCGGCGAGCGCUCACAAUCCAGGAGAUCGCUGCCCUCGCCCGGUCCUCCCUGCACGGUAUCUCGCAGGUGGUGAAGGACCAUGUCACCAAGCCCACGGCCAUGGCGCAGGGCAGGGUGGCGCAUCUCAUCGAGUGGAAAGGCUGGUGCAAGCCCACGGACUCCCCGGUGGCUCUGGAGAGCGCCUUCAACUCCUACUCGGACCUGAGCGAAGGGGAGCAGGAGGCCAGAUUCGCAGCAGGUGUGGCCGAGCAGUUUGCCAUUGCUGAAGCCAAGCUGAAGGCCUGGUCCUCCGUGGACGGGGAAGACUCCAACGAUGAAUCCUACGACGAGGACUUUGGGACAAACACCAACAGCACCCAGCCAGCUGAUGCUGCAGGCCAGCUGCCGCCCGGCUCCUUCCUGAAGGAUCUCCUCCACAGCCGCCUGUGCCAGCUCAGCGUCCGGCAGGGCUCCUGCGAGCCCGAGAGCGACUCCUCCCAGACCAUCUCCCCGGAGACCCUGUGCUCCAGCCUGUGCAGCCUGGAGGACAGCCUGCUGCUCAAGGAGCUGGGCUCGCCGGGCGAACUGGCUGCCAAGCUGCUGGGCUCCCUGGCCGGAGGGGAGGAGAUGCUCCUCUCCAAGCUGCCCCCUCAGACUGGAGAAAGUGCCUUCCGGAGCCUGGGACAGCUGGAGUGCCAGGACUCCAUGUACUCCAUGUCCUACACGGAGUCCUGCCUCUCGCCCACGGAGGACGACGGGCUGCCCUGCAAGGACUUCCACACGGCGUGCAAGCUGCACGGGGACAGCUGCGGGGUCAGGAGGAAAGUCUCCGACGUGGCCUCGUCGGGGGUGGUGUCACUGGACGAGGAAGAGGAGGAGGAGGCUGAAGAGCAGUGAACGGGCUUGGUCUGUGGCAUGCUUCACCUGCCAUCUCUGUCCCACUCCGUGACACCCACCCCCCAGGCCCCGUUCCCAGAACCAUCUGUUCUCCUUGUGGGCGAGUCCUGUCUGGGGAUGGCAUGAGCCUUAGCCGGGCAGGGGAGGAUGGUGGAAGGAAAACCCAGCACCCCCACUGGCGGAGACUGUUGAAGCCUGAGGCCUCGCGGCCGGCCGCCGGCUGGAUUUGCUUGCUGCGUCUCUCUCUCCCCUCGUCUGUUUUUUUGCAUGAGAGUGUUUUGGGGAAAACAAAAAACCCUGAAUCGGAGCCGACUGGACCUGACGCCAUCUGGGACGGUUCUGAGCAUGUCCUGCACCCCACCUCCGAACCCCUGGGGAGGCGCCUUUCGCUGUCCGGGUGGCAUGGCUAGUGCUGUUCUAGCAACACGUGUCUGUUCCUAACGAAGAUUAACCGCCCUGCCCUGGCCCCCCAAGCCCCGGUGCCCAGGCGCACCGUGCUGGGCUGCUCUCUACUUGACUUGGGAGGCCGUUUUUCAACCCUUUGGCACAAAACCAGCUCUUUGCUUUUCUCGUACUGGGUUUUAUAUCGUGAACCGACUCAAGGAGACGGCCGAGGGCAGAGCAGGUUUGUCGGGGCGGAGCUGGACAGGAAUCGCCCUCUCUGCUGGGACUCCCCCCCAGUGGGGGAGGGUGGGACGAGGGGGCACGGGCUGAGCUGCGGGGAGUGCGAGAGCAGAUCUUUUUCUAUAUUUUUGUAUGUUGUCUCUGUGUGGCCCUGGCCGGGAAUGUUGGGGAACGCUCCAGGGAGACGGGGGGCAGGGACUGGUACCAGCCCGACCUCGGCAAUGAAGUAUUAACUUACCCAUUGGACAGCUUGGCCUCCGGAGAGCUGCCGCCCGGGGCUGGGCAGUGGGGAGAAUUCAUCUUCCCCGUGCUGGAGUCAAUCUGACUGAUCCCAGGGAUGCUUUCUGCAUGCACAGCCACGGGCAUGCACCUGCGCUCCCACACGUGUGCACACAAACGCAUGGGCACACGCAGACCCCCCCUUGCCCCCACUGUUCACGGCGUGCCAUUGAGGGUGCCCAGCAUUUUACAACCCCCAUUCCCGCCCCGGAGAGCUGACCCUCGGCUCCUGCCGCCAGCGCUGAGUUAGGGGCUGGAUCCAAAUGGGCUGUUCUCUGGGUCGGCCGUGGCUGAAAUCUCCUGGGAUUUCAUGCAAAGCCUCACCCCCCAGCUUGGGCUCAAACCUAGGCCCCAAAUCCAGCCCCGGCAGCCCUUCGGUCUAGCUCUGCGCACCGCUGGGGCACACACGCAGAUCUGAGCGCACAUGCGUACACGGCAGGGCCAGGCGCCUGCAACGGGCCAGUGGGAAACAAAACCCAAGUCUCAGCUGUGGUGAGUGCACCAGGUCCCUGUCCUGCUCGCUGAGGGGGGAGCCCCCUCCCCUCCGGCAGGGGGUCUCAGGCUGGCUCCCGUGGUUCAGGAAUCCUGAGGCUGGAACCCAGAGGGAAUGCAGGGGCCCGGGGGGAUCUCAGCCUCGCCCUGCAGGUUCUCCCAUGCUCUCGUGGCUGUGACGGCCCCCCAGCAUUUGCUGCCCCACAUCAGACUGUAGCUCCAACAAGCCAGCAGGCACCAGCCCGUGAUGUUUCAGAGGACUGGGCUCCUUCACUCAGGCGCUAAAUGGUGCCACGUGACCCUGGGAGACCUCGGGCAUCAGAGCCCCCGCACUGUGCAUGGGCCCACAGCCUGGGGAGAAAGGGCAAAGCCGGGCGGGGUGAGGGGGGACAGCGUGGCAGCCACCCCCAAACUGGGCUUGUUCAUGGUUAAGGGAUCCUGCAGCUUUAAGGGCCCUGCUUGGCGGCUAGCUGGCUAGGAAGGGAGGGCAGCGUCCCUGGGCCUGUGUGGGUGCCCUGGGGGAGGAGGGGUCUGGACCAUGCCCUGCAGGGGGAGCACCCAGGCACUGCCAGCUGGAGAAAGAGUGGCUGGGUCCUGCUGGGGCUGCUCACCCCAGCAGCCCCAGCCCGGAUCCCCAGGGACAGGGAAGGGCCCCAAGCAAGGGGGCUCCCGUGGGCAGCUGUGAGAGCCGCAGCUCCUGCCCCUCCUGCUCCAGCUGCUCCAGCCAAACCCUGGGCCCUAGGGAGCCCCAGCACCCGUGGCCAGCCUGGGCAGUCCUAGGCCCUGAUGUGUUUGGCCUGGCCACUCUUCCCCGCCCCCCAGGCUAUGGCCUCCCCCAUGCACCCAAUGGCUUGUGUUCCCCUCCCCCCAGAAACUAUGACUUGUCCCCUCCCCCGCCCCCCACUGGCCUGUUCUGCCCUCCCACACAUACACAAUGGCCUGUCAUUCCCUCCCCAUGGCCUCCCCACGCACCCAAUGGCUUGUGUCCCCACCCCCAACAAGCUGUGGCUUGUCCUGUUACCCCCCCACACACACACAAUGGCCUGUCCUGUGUCCCCAUGCCACAGUGGGUUGUUUCCCUCUCCCACACACAAAAUUGCCUGGCCAUUCCCGCACACACACUAGCCUGUUCCCUCUCCUCCCCACCCCCACCCCCACCCCCACACUGACCUGCCCCAUUCCCCCUCACACACACUCUAUGGCCAGUUAUCUCCCCCCUCCAUGGCCUGGUGCACCCUGGCCAGUUCUAGUGUCUGCUGUGUUCUGUUUACCAAUGCAAUUCAUUAGAGCAACAGGUGUGCCACCCGUCAGGCACCCGGGGGACCCUCUCCUCCCCAGUCCCUGACCCCCCCCACUUCACGCACUGCCCUGCGGCCCCCAAAUCUGCCAAACACUCCUCCCCCAGGAGCGGGACCUGGGUGCAGGGAGCCCCUAAGAAAUGCUGCAGGCUGGGGCCCCGUGCACACCCUGCGCUGCCCCCGGCUCCCGGGAGCUCCCAGCAGGGCCUGCCCCCUCCUGCUUUACUGGAAUUCAACCAGCAGAUCAAGUGCCUAAACUAGGGUUCAGGCCCGGCCCGUGGAGCUCCGAGGAACUGACUCCAGGCAAGGGGAGGUGGCCUCUGAGCCCAGGGCUCGGCCCACUCCCCAACCUGGCUCUCGAGCACCCAGUCUGUGCCUGCGCCUUGGCAGAGCGUCUGCCUGCCUGGAGAUGCCUGCUGGAUGCUGAGUAGCUCUGGGCAUUGCCCGGGACUGCCCCAGUCUCUGGCCAGUGCGUCUGCUCAGGGUCCGGGAUGGGGAGUGAAUGGGGGUCAAGAU
This is a messenger RNA of Mauremys reevesii (Reeves's turtle), 4393 nucleotides long. RefSeq names its product family with sequence similarity 131 member A (gene FAM131A). The coding region runs from base 99 to 1184 and encodes 361 amino acids. Lineage: Eukaryota; Metazoa; Chordata; Testudines; Geoemydidae. The transcript has 6 exons. The record is from RefSeq and is a predicted model, not a curated record.